This is a messenger RNA of Hippocampus comes (tiger tail seahorse), 2978 nucleotides long. RefSeq names its product kinesin family binding protein (gene kifbp). Gene Ontology annotation, molecular function: protein binding. The transcript is spliced from 13 exons. NCBI's taxonomy places the organism in Eukaryota, Metazoa, Chordata, Actinopteri, Syngnathiformes, Syngnathidae. The record is from RefSeq and is a predicted model, not a curated record. Gene Ontology annotation, biological process: microtubule cytoskeleton organization; neuron projection maintenance; central nervous system projection neuron axonogenesis. Bases 49 to 1962 code for a protein of 637 amino acids.
UCAGUAAUGUAGCUUUCAGUCAGGUCACACAAAAACAAGAAAACCAACAUGGCGUUCCUCAGUAGCAACGAGUGGACGGCAAUCUGCGAUAAAUUUAUCAACGCCCAAAACUUCACUGAAAUCAAAUCCCGAAACGAUCCAGAAAAUGACCCAUAUCGCUCCAAGUACAAAGCCAGAGACCUUCUCCGGGAGAUACACUGUUCGCUGAAGAGUUUCGAGGCCGGUGACGGGGAUGAAGACGGCGGGCCACAGGGCGGCCACCAAUGGCCGACAGAGCAGCCUGUGGACGGCCAGCUGGAGGAAAUGUUCGAGCGAGGCUUAGAUGGCGACUCGCCCACCGGACAAAGGACAGUGAGGCUCGCGGCGGUGGAAUAUUACCUGGGCGUGAACCAUGUGGACACAGAGGAGCUGUCGGCUGGCCAAGAGCACCUAAUGAACUGCAUGAAACUGCUGGAGAGAUGCAGAGUGUCUACCGAAAACGUGUCGUUAUUCAUCCACGUCCGGAACCAGCUGGGUAUCCUCUGGGCAGGUCGUGGGGAGACUGAGACGGCACAGAGUUUCCUGGAAAUGGCAGAGGCAAUCUACCUGCGUUACAUGAAGGAGGAUGGAAGUCCUCCCACUGAUCUGGUGGAGUAUUUCACUACCAAUGAGAAGCUGCUGACACAUCAGGAAAAGAACAAAAAGUUCGAGCUGGCCUACACACACACAAUGUAUUACCUUGCUCAAGUCUAUCAAAACCUUGGUCAAACAGAGCGAGCUGCCACCUAUUGCCACAGCACCCUGCAGAGACAGCUGCAGUUAGGUCAGUUCAAUCCCAUAGAGUGGGCUCUCAAUGCCGCUACGCUGUCACAGUAUUAUAUCACAAAGGGGCGAUACAUGGAGGGUAGACACUGUCUCUCAGCAGCCACCGUCAUAUCUGGUUUAGCAGGAGAAGUUCCCUCUGAGGCUGCCGCACAAGAGAGUGAGAUAGAGAGCGAGCGUCGGGAUCAGCUCAGGCAGAAGAGAGCCGAGAUAGCAAGAUGCUGGAUCAAAUACUGUCUCAUCCUCCUUGAGGAUGCCAAGAAAGUGCUCGAGGACAACAUUGGGGAGCUGGAUACUGAUCUUCAGGAGGAGUUGAAGAGGAAGAGGAUGCUUGAGGUGGAGGAAGAAGAGAAGGGCAGGAAGAGUGCUCUGUUGUUUGGCUCUGAAGACACUUUUGACUCGAUUGCGAGCUUGGAGGAGACGGUGAGCUGCUUGCUGCCGCUGGACUUCACCGAGGCCAGGAAUGUAUUUCUGGUGGGACAGAACUAUGUCACACAGGCUAAGGAGUACUUCCAGAUGGACGGUUAUGUAACGGAUCACGUUGAAAUCCUGCAGGAUCACAGCUCUCUCUUCAGGUCUCUGGCCUUUUUUGAAGAGGACGUCGAGCGACGCUGCAAGAUGCACAAACGGCGUGUUGACAUGCUGGAGACCAUCUGCCUUGAACUGCAUGCCCAGUACUACCUCAUGAUCCGCAGACAGUUGAUGUUUGAGCUGGCUGAGACCUACAAUGAAAUGAUGGACCUCAAACUGACUCUGGCCAACAGACAGGCUGACACACAAUCUCUCGAUAGCCACACUAUAAAGAAGUUCAACAGCCUCUGCUCUGCCUCCACCAAGUACUUCCAGAUGUUCCUGGAUUCUCUGCGCUCUCCAGAAGGGAAAUUUCCUGAGCACCUGGAGAAGGAGGUGCUCAGACCGGCACUAGUGGCGCGCUUCCGAGUGGCCCGACUGCACAGCCGCCUGAUUUGCUCUCUCCCGCUUACUCAGCUGGACAACCUUAACAACUCACUGGAAAACUACAAAUACGUCGUUCAGUACUGCGAAGCCCACCCUGAAGCCGCCGCCGUCGUGGAGUCGGAGCUGGAACUCAGUAAGGAGAUGGUCGGCCUCCUUCCUCUUAAAAUCAACCGCCUCAAAGCGAGGAUGGCUGCUAACAACUGAAUUACGGACAAAAAACAGCAAAGAAAUUUAUCAUUCAUCGUUUGUGCCGUGUGUGCAUGGAAUGUGCAGUCCAGUGAAUGAUCACAUGCAAAGAGUAAAUGUUUCCUUCACUAUAACCUUGCACACAUGUACAAUUAAAGGGGGACAUUAUUUGUUGUGGCUUGCCAUUGGCCACGCAUUAUGCGGUGACGGGAUGAGGCCUGGCACACUGCAUGAGAAAUCCGAUCUUAAAAUGAGCCAAUUCCAGCAUGGCAAGCGUGGGAGCUGUUUGAAAUGAUGAAAAUACAUGUCUCCUUUUAACAUAAACUAUAGCCUAACCUUUACAAAUAACACUAGUCGAAAGUCACACCAUAACAACUUCAUGUAUAUAACUGGAUUUAUUUAAGUCUUCUUUUGUCAUCAUGAUUGAGGGGAAAAAAACUAGACCAAUUAAUCAGUCGGCCUUUUUUGAAUCAAUAUUUACCUUUUUCAAAAUAAUCAUGCAGUUUUGUUUUAAUUUCUCAUAAAACAGCCAUAAUCAAAAGGUAAAUUCAUCAGUUAAAAAUAAUCAAUAAAAUCGUUUUUUUGGGCCACUUUGAACAACAAAUUGCAGGCAGAAUAGUUGACUGGUUUGCAAUAUGCUGUCCUUUAGUAUUUAUUUCACUUUAUAACAGAGAGGAAUUUUUGACUACAAAGCAUUAAACGAAUCGACGGAUUAAUUGGUUCAUAUUUUUUCUGCAAACUAUCGCAAUCAGCGUUGUGCGAAAAAAAAAAAGUCAGACCUUAGUCACGAUCAAUGACUUGAUGUGCCCUUCUCUUACACUUUCUCUGCUUUUUGAUGAACGACUUUGAGGGUCAAACACUCUACACCGGUGUUCUCUACUUAUGUGAUGCUCGGAGCGAUGUAAAAUAGUUGAAAGCCUUCCUACAUUUUGCGUUUUCAGACUUCAUGAUGUGUCUCCCCCCCUACCCCCAUCUAAUAGUAUCAUGUUGAUGUACAUAAUGUGUGCAAUGAUAAUAAAUAAUACAUACACGAA